Xyrauchen texanus (razorback sucker) is the source of this 1611-nucleotide messenger RNA. RefSeq names its product GPALPP motifs containing 1 (gene gpalpp1). The record is from RefSeq and is a predicted model, not a curated record. Lineage: Eukaryota; Metazoa; Chordata; Actinopteri; Cypriniformes; Catostomidae.
AUGUCCUCUGUGGGGACUGUUGUCUUCAGACUGAAGUCCUCAGACUCAAUGGAGCUGGAGAUGUUUGCUUUGGGGUCCUUCUGCUUCAUGGGUGAUGAAAAUUUGGAGGUGUCGAACCAAAACACAAUUGGACCCGCUUUGCCACCGACUAUGGGAAAACGCAGUGAUUAUUCAGACGAAGAAGCAAUCAUAGGUCCAGCUUUGCCUCCACUGUAUAAAGCUGCAGACUCUUCCAGCUCAUUUGAGGACAGUGAUCAAGAAGAGCUUGUGUUCAAGAGGGCCAAAUACUCAUCAUCUAGAAACCGUCCUUCUUCAAACAUCAGAGACUUUGUGGACGAAGAGAUGGAUAGAAAGCAAACUGAAGAAGAGGAGGAGGGGAUGAUGAUGAUGGAUGAUGAUGGUUUCUUUGGUCCAGCUCUUCCCCCAGGAUAUCAAAAGCAAGACAUAUCACCUGAACGGCCACUUGUACUAGGACCUGCACUCCCUCCGGGAUUUAGAAGAAAGGAUGAAGGUGAAGAUGAAAAUGGAGCAAAAGAUAACACCAGAGGGUUUUUAGGGCCAGUUCUACCUUCAGGAUAUCAAAAGCAAAAGGGAUCACCUGAACGACUACCUGUUGUAGGACCUGCACUCCCUCCAGGCUAUAAAAAACAAGAUGAGGAUGAAGAGGGAGAAAAAGAUGAUGACACGGGUUUUUCAGGGCCAGCUCUGCCACCAGGAUAUGAGCCAGAGUUUUCAAGCAGUGAAGAGGAGGAUGACAAUGUCAUUGGACCCUUGCCAGCAAUAGGAACAGCCCAGGACUCUGUGGCAUUGGACUUUGAAAGAAGAGCUCAAAAGAUGAAAGACAAACUUACAGGAGUGGAUACUGGACCAGCAGUGCUCACCAGAGAGAGCUGGAUGACCGAGUUGCCUCCUGAGUUACAGCAUGUAGGCUUGGGUGCACGUACUUUUAAGAAAAGAUCGGGCCCGGAGAACAAAGACCGCACAGUCUGGACUGACACUCCCGCUGACCGUGAGCAAAAAGCCAGGGAGCGACUAGAGGCUAAGGAAAAGGGAGAGUCAGCCAAGGAUGAUGGCCCUCGUCUCUCUCGGAAAGAGCUUGAGAUGGCUGAAAAAGUUUCAAAAUAUAAUGAGUCCAAACGUGGAGAAUCUCUCAUUAGUAUGCACACUAAAAAGAUGAAGAGGAAAGCUGAGGAGGAUGCCAAUAAGCCAGUGGAGAGAAGACCCUUCGAUAGAGACUCAGAUCUCCAAGUCAAUCGCUUUGAUGAGGCUCAGAAAAAAGUCUUGCUCAAGAAGUCACAGGAGCUGAACACACGCUUUUCACAUAGCAAAGACCGCAUGUUCCUAUGAGGGACAUUAACCAAAUUAAUGUAAUUAUUUUUAAAGAACAUUGUACUACAUUGGAAUCAUCACCUUGGAUGUAUUAUCAAAAUAAUAUCAAUCAUGUUUAAAGUAUAUGUAAAUGUGCUGGUCUGACGAAUCCUCUUCAAUUUUAAGAACAACAUUUUCUGUAAAUAUAUAACUAUUCUGUAACUGUAUAAGGCAUCUGUUUUGUACUAAUACUGUGAUACAGAAUGAUUGUUCACCUACAAUAAAAAUCUGUAAUUUACUCAA